Molecule: messenger RNA, 2937 nt
Organism: Plasmodium berghei ANKA
Lineage: Eukaryota; Apicomplexa; Aconoidasida; Haemosporida; Plasmodiidae
Product: conserved Plasmodium membrane protein, unknown function
Exons: 5
Coding region: 1-2937 (978 amino acids)
Source: RefSeq, a predicted model, not a curated record
AUGUCCGAGUAUAAAAUUAAAAGCUCAUAUUUUUCAACAAAAAACAAAGCCAUAUUAUUAAUAUGUGUAUUUUUUUUUUCAUGCUCAACACACAUAUUUAAGAAUGUGUUCCCUUUUUUAUUUAUGCUUACAAGCUCAUAUGGAAAAAAUAGUAAUAACAUUAAUGAGCAUAAUGUAAAAGUCAAUAUAAAUAACAAUAAAACUAGUAAAUUUUACAAACAAUAUAACAACAAUGUUACGAAUUACGAAAAUAAAAAAUACAAUUAUUAUGAUAAAUAUCUGAACAUAUUAGAAGAUCAGUUUCAUAUAAAUAGUAAUGAUAUGGUUAGACAAAAUUAUAAAGAUGAAAAUAUUUAUGAAAAAUAUUACACAAUUAAAAUAUCAGAAUUAUAUAAUAAUGAAAAUAAUAAAAUUAAUAACCGUUCAAUAUACUUAUAUAGUAAUGUGUUGUCAUUAAUAUAUAUUAGCUCUUUAGUGACAUACAUAUUUAUUUUAUUCUUUGAUUUGAAUAAAAAAAAAUAUAUAUUAAGCAGCUUGUAUAUUAUUAAUUUAAUAUCACAUUGUAUAAUUUUUUUAAUCUUAAACCGUAUACAAAUUAACAACACAAAUAUAAUAAAUAAUAAUUGUCAUAAUUAUAAGCAUAUUAACAUAAUAAAUACUGAAAAUGCUUUACGAGAAAACAAUUAUUAUGAAUUUAAGAGAAAACAAAUAAAUUUAUUUUUCCAUAUUAAUUUAAAGAAUAAUUUUACACACAAAUUUAUUUAUAAUAUAUCCGACAAUCCUACACACAUAUAUAUUAAAGAUUUUGUUAAUCUACCAUGUUAUAGUAACGAAAUGAAUAAGGGUUGUCUUUAUAAUAAUAUGGAUGAAACACAAGUAAAUGAUGAUAUAUACAAUACAAAACAUUUUAAUUUACUUUAUUUAUUUAUUAUAAUUAGUUCUGUAUGUAGCGCAUAUAUAAAAAUAUAUCAAAAAAAAAUAUUAUAUUGUAUAUUUUAUUUAAAUCUUGGUGUUAUAACAUCAUUAUUAAUAUUAAUGAAUAGUAUAUUUAAAAUAAUGGCUCACUCAUUGAACUAUAUUAUGUCAAAUAAUAAUAUGAACAUAAAUAUUAGUGAUUAUAUUCUUAUGUUUUCAUUUAUUGACAUGCUUGGAUUAUUUAUCAUUUUUAUAUUUUCUUAUAAAUGGUCUAAUCAAAAAAAAUUAUGGAUUAAUUUGAGUACAAUCUUUUAUAAUUAUAAAUAUAUUUGUUUUUAUAUUAAUAAAACGUAUUAUUUGUAUUCAACAGAUAAACAUAUUGAUAAUAUAAUUGCACAAAUAGAUAUGUGUAAAGAUCCAAAUGUGGAUAUUACAUUUUCUGCAUAUAUUAAUAUAGAAAAAUCUAUAUUUUAUGAUUUUUUCCUUAAAAAUAAAAAUGAAGAAAACAAGUUAAAUAUUAUAGAAAUUAAAGAUAAAAAUUUUAAAAUAACAACAACUUAUAAUACGAAAAAUACUCAAUAUAAUGAAAAUGACAAGCAUAUAUUUAAAGAUAUUGAAAACCCUAAUAUUACCCCAAGUUAUAAUAGAAAAAAAAAACACAGCCAUACUAUUAAACCUUAUAAAAUUCAUGUAGAAGCUAUCAAUAAAUAUUUGUUUGAGGAAAUGGAAAAUUUAACAAACAUAGAAAAAGAUGAGAAUGGAAAAAUAGUAAUAAACAAAUCUAACAACAAUAAUAGUGUUAUUCCAGACAUCGAGGAUAAUAAAAUUCCAAUUUCUUCGAUAAUAAAUAAUUCUAUUAAUAAAGAUGAUGCUUAUUCAAAUUGUGAGAAUUUAAAUGACAAAAAUGAUAUUUCUAAUUUAUUUUGUGAAAAUAGUAACAUAACUGAUAGUAAAAUAAAUGGCAUUCACUUAUUUAAUGAUAGUAGUAUAAAUAUAAAAGAUAAAGUUGAGGAUGCUAAAAAUAAGAACAAAAUGAAUAAAAAUAGUUUGAAUAUAAAUCUCGAAAUAAAUUCAAACACUAAUAAAAAUUCAAAUAAAAAUUCCAAUGACUUCAUUACGAAUAUAAAAUCUAAACAGCCAAUUAUAGAGGAGGAAUUUGAAAAAACAAUAAAUAUAACAGAAGGAGAAAUAGAAGAAAAAAAAAACAAACUUUUAGUUCCUAACCAUAAUGAAGAUGAUAAAUAUCUAGAUUAUGACAACUAUGAUUUAUCUUAUAAAAAUUAUAAUUCUCCAUUAUUUAUAAAAAGAGAUAAAGAGAUAAAAAAUAUUCAAAAUAAUUUUAUUAUUUUUCAAAAUAUUAAAACUAUUUUUUCAUCAUUUACUUUUUAUUUCUUUUUCUUUAUAUUUAUAUAUGCAUUCUUGUUAUCAAUUAUGCAUAUAUUUAUUAAUUACUUUUUUUACAUAUACUUAUUUGUGUUUAAUAUUAAUAUAUAUAUAUCAAAUAUAUAUACAAUAAUUAUGACAUUUGCAUCAUUAAUAGCUAUACCAUUCUCUGGAUAUAUAAUUGACAACAUCGGAUCAUUUUUAUUCCUUCUCCUAUGUUCUUCCUUUUUUAUUUUAAUAGCAAUAUCUGGGACUAUAUAUUCUUGUGUCUUUAAUUUACGUUCGGAAGUGAUAGCAUUUAUCUCCUUUAACUUAAUAGGUAUAAGUGAGUCUAUCAUUCCUACUGUUAUUAUUUCACAAAUCCCAACCCAUUUAUGCGUAAAAAAAAAUGAGGAUAUCACCGCAGCUUUUGCAAUAUUUGAAUUAGUUUCAAUGCUUAUUGUUAGUGUAAAUAAUUAUAUUUUUGGCUAUUUUUUGAUUAAUAAAGAAUAUUUGAACGGAUUAUACAUAUUAUUUGUUUUUGUCAUAUUAGUGAUUUCUCUUAUAUUUCUACUAAUAUUUACCAUAUAUUGGAAGGCAAGACCAAAUUCCAAAUACGUAAAUACAAAUAAUACCGACAUAACACAGCCGCUUCUUUAA